UUGGACACAUUGAGGGAAACUCAGGAGAGCCUCGGUCUGGCCCAGCAGCAUCUACAGGAUGUCAUCUAUGACAGAGACUCGCUGCAGCGGCAGCUCAGCUCCGCCCUGCCACAGGUGCAAUGCUUUGGCAGCUUUGGAAAUGCUGAAAGACAAAGAACAGUGCUGAUCAGAGCUGGAGAAAACACAGAGAGGAUUGAGAGGCUCCAUCCAAUCAGCACUAGGAAGCGCUAAGCCAUGCCCACCACACAUCUGUACAAUGACGUCAGAGUCCAGUGGACUGCAGCACACUGACAGGUCUUUUUAUGUGACUAAUGUGCAGGAGGGCUUAGUAACCCGUGAUGGCAAAGGUGCUGCAUGUCCACAAUCCUACUAUGCAGUAGGAGUUUAUAACAGCACUCUUGCACGUCAACAUCUUAAAUGCCUUCAUUGCUGGCUAAAAAUUAAGCAACUUCAACUCCUUAUUCACACAUCAAUACAAGCACUUUUUUCUAUGCUCUUUCUAUGUAAGUUUUUUCUAUCUAGCAUUCACAGUCAUUCACAUUCAUACUCCAUUGGAUGCAUUGGAGAGCAAUUUGGAGUUAGCAUCUUUUCCAAGGAUAUUUGGCAUGCAGACUCAAGCAGAUGGGGGUUAUUGAUUUAAUUGAUUGUUAUCGAUACAGUAAGCCAAAAAAAAAAAAAAAAAAAAAUACAUUUACCUGUGUCUUUACUAUAAUAAGAAGUCAGAAGGUAUACUGACACCACACAGCUAAUAAUGUGUGUCUCUUUUAGAAUGUCUCCAUCUUGGUUAUAUUCUAAAAGCGUCUAAUCUUACGUUAUGAUUUCAAAUGUAAAGUCAAGCUCACGGUGAAUAUGUGGUAUUGUGCUACAGUGCUGAGGGUGAGUUUUGAGAAGCAGUUCAGGGGUGCAGACUCAGCUCAGUCUGCUAAAUGAGAUCUGCUGCUCCACUGCUGGAAAUGCUGUUAACCUGCUAUGUCAAGAGCAAAUACUUUGAUGUCUCCCAGAACCAAAUCCCUCUGUCGGGUGUGAGGACACCAGUGAGUUCAUCCUACUCAGCUUCACGGAGCUCACCGAACUGUGGAACACACCAUGAACUGCUUGGGUAUUUCCUGUACUGACUAAACUAGAUUUGCUAUCUCAAUAACAGCUUAACACUAUUCUUGUGGAUCCAAUUAUGAUAGUCUGAGAUACAAAAUGUUAACUUGAAUGCUGGCAUGUAGUUCCAUGAAAAGAAAUAAAGGAGCCCGGACAGUGAAUUGAAUUAAACCAUUCAAUAAAGUGGAUUCAUCUCAUGAAAAGGUCACUUGAUGAGAGAAAAUUGAAUGAAAACUGGAUACAUGUCACCCCUGGUUGGAAGUUUGUUAGAGCAGAAAUGCUUCUCUCUUUUUUUUUUUCAUGUGAUAAAAGAAGUCUGUAGCCAGUAAGCUUGUUUUAACCUAGAUGAAUGAGUCCUUUUUUCCAUAGAAACAUUGCAUCUGCAUUAGCAUUUCUAAAGAAAGAGAUGGUAAAAGUGUGGAAUUGUUUCUGAAACAACCCGAUAAUUGAUAGAGACCUGAGAAAAAAAGGCUAAGAGUCAUUGUGUAUCUGCUUAAAAAUGUAAAUGGCAAUAAUGAGGUGCACUUGUACAUUUGUUUAGUUCAGACAAUUUAGUGUUUAAAGUGAAAUGUAUCAACUGAAUGCUGAACAGGGAAAAAAAACUAACGAGAACGGCACAUUUAAGGCGAAGGUGAAAGACUUCUAUGUCUAAUCCAUUGUGUGAAUGACACUAAUAGCACAGCAGGCUUAUAGGAAGACAAUACAGUCAAAGAGGGUAAAAUGUGUAACUAAAGGAUGCCAUCAAUCCCAAAGUUUCCUGAAUGUUUAUGCAUAAAUAUGCUUCUUUUUUUUAAGUACAAAGAAAUCUCAGUAUAGAAGCCUAUACUGAGGCAGUUUUGUUGGCACAUUGGAGUUAAACGUCACAUAAGACAAAAAAAACAACCAAAUUUUCCAUGUUUAUAGAAAUUUGUUUAUCUGCCUCUGAAUGAUACAUGACCAAGGGCCAGUGUUCUGCAGGUUUUAGAUGUCCUUGAUCCAGCACAGCUGAUUUAAAUGGCUAAAUCACCUCCUCAACAUGUCUUGAAGUUCUCCAAAGGCCUGGAAAUUAACUAAUCAUUUGAUUCAGGUAUGUUGACCCUGGGUGAGAUCUAAAACCUGCACCUCGAGGCAUGGAGUUCCUCACCCCUCCUUUAGGUGAAGACUUCUGGCUCAACAGUACAUAGUAAAAUAUCAUUUUAAGAAAAGCAUUAAAAGCCUAAAUUUAAUACAUAAAGUUUACUGUAAGUAACUGAUACUUUCCCAGUUGAUAAUAAUUACUAUUUAGUAUUUCUGAUGUAAAUGGGGUAUCCUCUCAUAAAUAUCCAAUGGAGUAGUAGUUCAAUAAAAACCUAUUGUGCAUGUUUAUUUUGACCAUUACUCUGAAAUUAAUCUUAUUAUCUAAGAAAAAUCAUCUAAAAAUGACCAGUGCACGAAACAUAUUUUUGUCUGCUGGUGUCUUUGAUACUAAACAACAUCGUUGCAACACCCUGCAGAUUGAAGUUGUCUUAAACGCUUAAGCCAUUAUUCACCUGAAACGGCCAUCUUUCUCCCACUGAGUGAGGACAGCACGCCAUCCAGACAGCAUGUUUUAGACAGUGAUAGCUUCUCCUGUUGUCACACAGAAAACGAUUGCCUCAUUUGAGUAAUUUAAGCAUCCUUCUGCUCCUCCAAUCAAUACGGAGCUACAGUACACUCCAAAAAAAGGCGUUGACAACCUAGUAAGAGUUUACGCUACUUUUUAGAAAUUGCGCAAGUAAACGGUACUACCACAAAGCAAGCAUUGAGGGUUUUGUUUUUCUAAAACAGCUUUUAAAAAAACUGUCUUUUAAAAAUGUAUUCGCUGGAAAUAUUUAUUUACAUGUUUUUUUCUUUUAAUUUAUCUUUUAAAUUAGUACAAAAAAACACAAUAGUCUACACAUUCUUGUCCCAUUUUGUUUUAUCCGCCUUAAAAAAGGAAAAAAGAAAUGAAAAUAAGUUGAAAUGACUGUAACAAAAGGCCAUUUUUACAGUGUACAAACAGAGCGAACGUGUGUCUCUGCUGCCAAUUUAGGCACCCGGUAUGUUGUUGGCUGAGCCUCGCUGUGAUGCUCUGACUGAUUAUUGGUGAAGCCAGAGGAGGAGGGAAGCAGUAAUCCGCGCACAGAGCGACCCAUCUGAGCCGCCAGCAGAGCUGCUUGCGGCGGGCGUGGAGAGACUAUGGAGCUGCCGGGGUUUACUCUCAGUUCAGAUCGCUAAAGGAUACAGACUAAUAUACCGCAUGCGAGUGGGGACGUGCAAGAAGACCAGUGAAGAGAGCUGACUCGUUUUCACUUUAAUUGUCCCGGUUGUCCUUCUCCCCGGAGCGUUACGCGUCGUACCGGAGCGCUCCACCUUCUGAUGCCGGGAGCGCAGAGCCGGGUCAGGGGCUGAUCCGAGUCCUCGCCUCGGAUCGUUUUACAGUCUCUGUGACGCAUAUGAGCUUAGUUUAAUAUUUUUUAAUUAAAGAAUCAGCUGGGGAUUGUUUGCCCAUCAAAGGGAUUAUGAUUUUCUCAGACAUGAGUACGGGGACCAACUCCCCCAAGGUGCAUCCACCGAACGGGACGAGGUUUUACACGUUCCAGGAGUUUGCAGCACUGACCAAGGAGCUGAACGCCUGCAGGGAACAGCUGCUGGAGAAAGAGGAAGAGAUAUCUGAGCUCAAAGCCGAGAGGAACAACACCAGGUUACUGCUGGAACAUCUUGAGUGCCUGGUGUCCAGACACGAGCGGUCACUUCGUAUGACUGUGGUCAAGAGGCAGGCUCAGUCUCCUUCAGGGGUCUCCAGUGAAGUCGAAGUUCUUAAAGCACUCAAAUCCUUGUUUGAACACCAUAAAGCCCUAGAUGAGAAGGUAAGAGAGAGAUUACGAGUGUCACUGGAGAGGGUGUCUGCCUUGGAGGAGGAGCUCACAGCAGCCAAUCAGGAGAUUGUGGCCUUACGGGAACAGAAUGCUCACAUCCAGAGGAAAGUGGCAUCAGGUGAGGGAGGAGAGGACAUUUUGGAGGGCAGUGAAGCUCAACAGAAGGUCCAUGGCAAGCGUCUGUCCAAUGGCUCUCUGGAGCCGGCCCAUGAGGCGAGUCAGGUGGUCGAGCUGCAGGACCUGCUGGAGAAGCAGAACUACGAGUUGGCCCAGAUGAAGGAGCGCAUGUCCUCCCUCUCCUCCCGGGUUUCCGAGGUGGAGCAGGAGCUCGAGACCGCCCGCAAGGACCUCAUCAAGUCAGAGGAGAUGAACAACAAGUACCAGAGGGACAUCAAAGAGGCCAUGUGUCAGAAAGAAGACAUGGAGGAACGGAUUGUCACGCUGGAGAAACGUUACCUGAGUGCCCAAAGAGAAGCCACCUCUGUGCAUGACAUCAAUGACAAACUGGAGAACGAGUUGGCCAAUAAGGAGGCAUUCCUCAGACAGAUGGAGGAGAAGAACAGACAACUACAGGAGAGGUUGGAGCUUGCAGAACAGAAACUCCAGCAGACCAUGAGGAAGGCUGAGACACUCCCGGAGGUUGAGGCCGAACUAGCCCAGAGGAUAGCAGCUCUCACCAAGGCGGAAGAGCGUCACGGGAGCAUUGAGGAGCGAAUGAGGCACUUGGAAUGCCAGCUGGAGGAGAAGAACCAGGAGCUGCUGAGGGCUCGGCAGAGGGAAAAGAUGAAUGAAGAGCACAAUAAGAGACUCUCAGACACAGUGGACAGACUCCUCACUGAGUCCAACGAGCGACUUCAGCUCCACCUGAAGGAGAGAAUGGCAGCUCUCGAAGAGAAGAAUAUGCUAAUCCAAGACUCGGAAACUUACAGAAAGCAGUACGAGGAGUCAAUCCAAGAAAAAUCGCAGCUGGCAGAGGAUAUUGAGAAACUGAGAUCGGAGCUCGACCAAUUCAGAUUGAGGGCAGGCUCCCUCACAGAACCCACGCUGUCACGAUCCCAUCUGGACACAUCAGCUGAGCUUCGAUUCUCUUUGGGAUCUCUGGCUGAAACCCAGUCGGACCACUACCGCUCAGCAAAGGUCAUACAUCGACAAAGGAGAGGUCGAAUAGGUCUGCGAGAAACCAAGGCAAAGUCACUGGGGGAGCCUGAAUGGCGCUCACAGCAGUUGGGGGUCCUGGGAGGCCACCACUUUGAGAGCGACACGGAAAUGUCUGACAUUGACGACGACGAUAGGGAGACGUUGUUCAGCUCCAUGGACCUGCUGUCUCCCAGUGGUCACUCCGAUGCACAAACUCUGGCCAUGAUGCUUCAGGAGCAGCUGGACGCAAUCAACAAGGAGAUCCGGCUAAUCCAGGAAGAGAAGGAGUCAACAGAGCUGCGAGCAGAGGAGAUUGAGAACCGAGUGGCCAGCGUUAGCCUCGAGGGUCUAAACCUGGCUCGAAUGCACCACCACGGAGCCUCCAUCACUGCCUCAGCAACUGCCUCCUCGCUUGCCUCCUCUUCCCCACCCAGCGGACACUCCACACCUAAGCUUGAUCCUCGAAGCCCUGCCCGGGACAUGGAGCGCAUGGGGGUCAUGACACUGCCCAGUGAUUUGAGGAAACACAGGAGAAAGAUAGCAGCGGUGGAUGAGGAUGGCCGCGAGGACAAGGCCACCAUUAAGUGUGAGACAUCCCCCCCUCCGACGCCACGCACUGUCCGAAUGACACACACACUGCCAGCCUCCUCGCACAACGAUGCACGAGGGAUUGUGGCUUCUUUAGAGGCUGAAGCCAGUGCCCUAAGUAGUGUAGCCAGCAGCCAGGACUCCCUCCACAAGCAGCCAAAGAAGAAGGGCAUUAAAUCCUCCAUCGGACGAUUAUUUGGCAAGAAGGAAAAAGGCCGACUGGCACACCUAGCACACAGACAGGUCAUGGUAGAUCCACAAGCAACAAUGAUGGAUUCAGACAUGGCGGGCCAGGACAUGGGGGUGAGCAAGUUGGGCACUCAGGCUGAGAAGGACCGCAGAUUGAAAAAGAACGGACACGAGCUGCUGGAGGAGGCUAGGAGAAAGGGUUUACCUUUUGCCCAGUGGGACGGUCCUACUGUUGUUGCGUGGCUGGAGUUGUGGUUGGGGAUGCCGGCCUGGUACGUGGCAGCAUGUCGUGCCAACGUGAAGAGCGGUGCCAUCAUGUCGGCCCUAUCUGACACCGAAAUCCAGCGGGAGAUCGGAAUCAGUAACCCUCUGCACCGCCUCAAACUUCGCUUGGCAAUCCAAGAAAUGGUCUCCCUCACCAGCCCCUCAGCCCCGCCCACCUCCAGAACCCCAUCAGGCAAUGUAUGGGUGACCCAUGAGGAGAUGGAGACCCUGGCAGCCCCUUCCAAAACGAAGUCGGAGUCUGAAGAGGGCAGCUGGGCACAGACUCUUGCCUAUGGUGACAUGAACCAUGAGUGGAUAGGGAACGAGUGGUUGCCCAGUCUAGGACUACCUCAGUACCGCAGCUACUUCAUGGAGUGCCUCGUGGAUGCCCGUAUGCUGGACCACCUCACCAAGAAGGACUUGAGGGUGCACCUUAAAAUGGUGGACAGCUUCCACAGAACAAGUUUACAGUACGGGAUCAUGUGUCUGAAGAAGCUCAACUAUGACAGGAAGGAGCUGGAGAGACGCAGGGAGCAAAGCCAGCAUGAAAUGAGAGACGUUCUGGUGUGGAGUAAUGAGCGGGUCAUCCGCUGGGUGCAGAGCAUAGGCCUGAGGGACUACGCCAACAUCCUGCUGGAAAGCGGUGUGCAUGGAGCUCUGGUUGCCCUGGAUGAUAACUUUGACUACAGCAGCCUGGCACUGCUCCUCCAGAUCCCCACACAAAACACUCAGGCACGUCAGAUUCUGGAGCGAGAGUACAAUAAUCUGCUGGCGCUGGGCACUGACAGAAGACUGGAUGAGUGCGAUGACAAAGACUUCCGAGGCCCAUCGUGGCGGAGGCAGUUCCCUCCCCGGGACAUCCAUGGUAUCAGUAUGAUGCCUGGAUCAGCAGAAACACUUCCUGCUGGCUUCCGUCUCACCGCAACAUCCGGUCACUCCAGAAGACUGCCCCCCGAGGGUAAGUGCACUUCAUUUCUCAAGCCUGGCUUUCAAACAAAACAUAGGUUAUGUCUGCCUGUUGAACAGGGAGAUGAAAGCAUCUCACCUGGGAGCAGGAGUUCCUGCCCCUGCUGUGUGUGAGGAGCAUUCUGACUGUGUCUCUUGUUCUCUCUGACUCUGUGACGGCUGCUCUGCAGUCCUCUAUGAGGCGCUGGAUGACAGUCCUGACGACAUGUAUUUGGAUUGGUUUCAAGGUCAGCCCAUCUGAAGGUCCUGGGCUUGUUGGCCCUGCGUGUGUUAAUAUUAUUAUUUGUAGUAUUAGUCUACAUAUAUUCCCUCCUCUUUACAUGGUCUCUGCCAACCACUGUCCUGCUGUAUCUCUCCUUUUCUUUGUGGUCUCUCACCCUCGCCUCUCUUUUCUCUUUCUAUAAUUAGCUCUCUUUAAUAUCCAACUCCAAGGGUAUUGUUUUGCAGAGCUGCAAAAUAGAUGGCCUUUCACCCUGGUAGUUAAAAACAAACUAGGGGUCAAGUUAUGGAUUAGGACCCAUGCUUGUUGGUUUAACCCUUGAAGUAAUGAAGCAGCAAAACAAAAAGUGGCUGAGCGGUGCUAUGUAAGUUGGCCUGAAUCAGGAGGUUUACAUAGGAGAACAGUACAUCUUGAAUGUUUUUCAAACUAAAACUGACAGUUUGUGCGAUUCCUCAACCCUUUACUGUUAAAGAGGACUCUGGCUAAAACAGUCUUAAUAUUAAAGGGCAAUGCUGGUUUGUGAAAUUUGGGUAGUUUGGGUUUUGUUUUUUAAAAUGGUAAUAUUGUUCUUGCUAAAGAAAUUGCUGAGAUUUGGGAGCAUUAGACUACUCUUCUUGCACUACACAGAAAGUUGAACCUCAAUAAAAAAUAAUGGAAGUCUGCCAAUUUGAUGACAAACCCUGUAUUUAAGAGAGUGAGAUCUGAAAGCAUAAACUGGGACACAAUUUAAACCUUAAACCACAGAGAUUGACGUAGAUGCUAAAAAAGGACAGAGCUGAACUGAAAGACCUUCCACAGUUUAGCACAGUUCAGACACUGAGCACAGGUUGGUUAAAGUAAACUCUCUACUGUAAAACUACUUAUUAAACUACCUAAUGAAUGAGCAAUUGUUUGUUUUAUCUUGAAAGGUUUUGGGCUGUUGGGGGAUCAGUUUAAAACCUGUGUGAUCACCACACUGCUCUGAACUACCUUUUGUUGCCACAUUCCCAUAUCUCAGCAAUUAAAACAACAGUUAGUUGUCACUUUCAGCUAUCCGUGACAGCCUUCAUUAGGAAAAUGAGUUCAACUUUUGAGUAUUUUGAGCUCUUGUAAAUAUUAAAACUAUUCGGCUAUACUUAUACAAAUUUCUGCCCAUCCAUAAUGGUUAAGUCAAAGAAAGUUUAGGUAUUUCCGGUCCUACUAAAAAUGAGUAAACUCAAUCUGCUCAUUAAGACUGUACUAUAUCCUAUAUGCACACUAUAUAACUCAAGAUCACAAUAAACCAGAAUUAUCCUUUAAAGGAAAUCAUUAUCAAUUAUGCCAUGCAGUAAUACAUGAUGGGAACUCCUCAAAAUAUACUGAUUUUUGGCCAGCGUUCUCUUCUAACAAGGUGUUCCCAAUAACACAGAAACAGCCUUCGUGUGUUCCUCUGUCUCUACUCACUCUGUCCCCUGAUCUGUGAUGUCCACAGCACACUGAUAUCUAGUCGCUGGUGAUGUCCACUCAAAACAGGAAUUUCCUUUGAGUGAUCCAUGACUACUUCUAUGAUGGUGUCACUACAAGUAACUGCCAUUGUGUGGAAAAAGGAAGACAAUGCUCCUGCAAUAGAGGAGACUAUAUAGUUUCAGGCCCACAGUGACCACUACCAUGAUCAAAGUUUGUUUGACUCUUCCACCUACUGAAUUGGAUGACCUCAAAAGAGCAACCAAUCACUUUGCAUUUUCAUACAGUACUUUCUGUCUUGCAGUUCUUGGAUGUUAUGCAGCUUUGCACAAUUACCUCAUUGUCAGGUAGAAGUAAAGAUAGAAUCAGAUGCUUUGGCUGGAUCUCGCCCACAUAUGUGAAGGGAUGCAGAGACAAAACAACAUGGUGAAAUAGACUGGAAUACAACAUGAACGGUACUCUGUGCACGUUUUUUUGAAGUUUCUCACGUGACUCCAAAAGUUGUCCACCACUUUGGAUGUGAUACAACCUUAGCUGGGUUCCUGGGAGUUACUGGGUGAAAUCAGUUGCAAAGAAGUUGCUGCAGCAGAAACUUCCUAGUGAUUGUUUUUGGUGGCGAGGGCUGCCUGUAGUUUUCAUUGGUUUUCUGCAAACAGUCGCUAACACAGUACCACAGUAGUGGUAAAACUAAAAGAAAAAGUGCGUCACAAACCAUUUUUCCUUCACAGCCGGUGCGACUUACGCCCGUGUGACUGGGCCCUUACUCACUCGAUUCUACAUUGUCAUCAAAAGUGUGGCAUGUCUAAAAUGCUGGACAGGUUAACCUCAUGUGGUUAUUGGUCACGUAUCUGCAAAACCCUAAUACAAAUGGGCAACAGGAAUGGUUGACAGCCCCCUGGUGGCCAUUAGAUAAAGUGCAGGUUUAAGUCACUUCUAUGUUGGUUAAAUUGUGUCCUGAAAUGUGAACUUUAGAUUUUGAUUACACAACUAUAAACUUGAGUUAAACUGCAAAAUGUUUGCUUUAAUAUUAGAUUUAAUAAAGCUGAUAGAUUAAGAAGCUUGGAAAGAAAGGGACUGAACUUCUUUAAAGACACUUCACAUCUCAUCCAAGAGACUUCUUCAGCUCUCAAAUUAAAUGUGGAGACUCUAAAUACCUAGAUAGACACUGAUUGUAUCAACAUUCCUUUGUCAUAUUUGGAUGAAAUACAAACAAAAAAAGUGUUACUGUCAGUGCUCACAGCGCGUUCUAGAAACCUUGUCCUUGGUAAUCGUUUGGUAGGUAGUUCUUAGGUAAAAGAAAUAUUUCCCCUUAGAUGCAGUCCUGAAACUGCAGCCUCCUCUACUGCAGGAACAUGCUACUCAGAAAAAUGUUUCUUUUCCCUGUUGAGAAUCUCUAACCUUGUGGUUUGGGGUGGUAAGGAAGUAGAAAUAAUGUUUCCUUUCCCUCUGGAUCCAUCUUGCACAGUAGGAACCUAAAUAUUCAGACUUCAUGAUAAUUCCCCCCUUACUGUCUCCCCUACAGUUGGACCAUCUGCGGUGCAGCGACUGGAUAGCUCCACGGUGAGAACCUACUCCUGCUGAGAGGAGGAAGAGAGGGACCUUAAACUGUACACUGUAUGUAACACAACACAGAAUCUCGCCCUGUUUAAUGCACAGCUUUCCUCAGAAGCACUUAAAACAGAUACUGGAUGAAAGAGACGAGGGCCAUAUUUCCCCUCCAAGAUAAGCAUAUUUGUCUGGUCGGCUUGGCGAGGCUCUGCGGUGUUUUGGCCAGGUAGCUGUGAUAAGGUGAUAGGAGACAGCAGGGCAUGCAGGGAGCUGUGGUCCCAUCCUGAUGUCUCCCCUUUAAUGUCUGUCCAAAAAAGAUGAGUCAGUUAUGGUCAAAGCUUUAAAAAUCAGCUUUUCAGAUAAACAAGGAGCGUCUAACACAGAAAUUAGUUAACAAAGUUCAUUUACAUGAUUAUGACUGUUCACGGCUGCCGUAGAAGGCCUUAUGAAACUUAUCCAGACUUCACAGAUUACUAAGUGAGCUUGCCCUACUCUCCUAUCCAACUGCUUUCUUUGUCCUGCCAGGUGCAAUGAAAAACUGUAAUUUCUCUGAAGUAUUUUCUUUGAUUUGGGAUGCCAUCUCACUGUGCCGUCUUUCUGCAUCUGCACCACAGAGACGUUCCCUCACAAUUUAACUAGCAACCAGAUGCUAAAAGCUGAAAAACAAUUUUUAAGAUUCCAGUUUCCCAAACAAUGAGACAUUAAACAUAAUUAUGUUUUGCUUAAAAAAAAAAAA
Molecule: messenger RNA, 11017 nt
Organism: Haplochromis burtoni (Burton's mouthbrooder)
Lineage: Eukaryota; Metazoa; Chordata; Actinopteri; Cichliformes; Cichlidae
Gene: ppfia2
Product: PTPRF interacting protein alpha 2
Exons: 30
Coding region: 3591-7205 (1204 amino acids)
Biological process (GO): synapse organization
Cellular component (GO): presynaptic active zone
Molecular function (GO): protein binding
Source: RefSeq, a predicted model, not a curated record